AUGACUGCCAUUGUAUCCGAGGUCGAGGCCGCCAAUGCCAAGUACGCGGCUCAGUUCACCAAGGGCCAUCUCCCUCUCCCACCGGGACGGCUCCCAGAAGAAGAUGCUGAUGCAAUCGACUUCAACAGCAAGUUCCUAGUUCUGGCCUGCAUGGACGCCAGAUUGGACCCCGCGCGUGUCCUGGGACUGGAAGAAGGAGACGCUCACGUUGUGCGCAACGCCGGAGGCCGAGCAUCGGAUGCUGUGCGCUCCGUCGUCAUCUCGCAGCAGCUUCUCGGCACGAGGGAGAUAAUCAUCAUCCACCACACCGACUGUGGCAUGCUCACCUUUUCCGACGCCACCAUCCGGGAAAAGAUUCGCGCCGAGUUGAAUCAGGAUGCAGACAGCAUCGCGUUUCUGCCAUUCGGGGACGUGGGGAAGAGCGUUCUCGACGAUAUUGCGCUGCUGAAGGCGAAUCCGCUCGUGCUGGAUGUGCCCAUCACGGGGUACGUGUAUGAUGUCAAGACGGGCAAGAUUGAGCAGGUCAGGGGUUGA
Geosmithia morbida is the source of this 534-nucleotide messenger RNA. RefSeq names its product carbonic anhydrase. The record is from RefSeq and is a predicted model, not a curated record. The coding region runs from base 1 to 534 and encodes 177 amino acids. The transcript is spliced from 3 exons. Gene Ontology annotation, molecular function: zinc ion binding; carbonate dehydratase activity. Lineage: Eukaryota; Fungi; Ascomycota; Sordariomycetes; Hypocreales; Bionectriaceae.